Messenger RNA from Beta vulgaris subsp. vulgaris (sugar beet), 2259 nucleotides. Its product is annotated as transcription factor MYB35. The record is from RefSeq and is a predicted model, not a curated record. The transcript has 3 exons. Bases 1043 to 2227 code for a protein of 394 amino acids. Lineage: Eukaryota; Viridiplantae; Streptophyta; Magnoliopsida; Caryophyllales; Amaranthaceae.
GAAAUUUUAUAUUAAAAUAUGUUUUCAAAAUAUAGGAAUUUGGACUAGGACUUUGGUACUUAAACUGAUUUCUAAUGACCCUCCAGAUUCCUGAGGCUGAGGGUACAUCAUUCUUCAAGUUAUGAAUGAGUAAAUAUUCAUACUCUGAUUGCAUUCAUCGCCUCAAAAGAAGUUUUAUCAUAGAACUUAAAGUUAAUAAUUAGUACAAAAGUUUUUAACAUUAUCACAUUACGGUAAUAUAUUCAAGUUUCUAUUAUAGAAACUUAAAGCUAAUACUCCCUCCGUUUUUUUUUUAGAUGUAACAUUGGACUUUUCACAUUUGCCGAGGCACAACUUUGACCGAUAAUAUCUCCAAUUGUAUAAAAGUAAAAAUUAUAAAAAAUAUAUAUUUGGAAAGCGUAUACCAUAAUGAAUCAAACAAGAUCCCACAUGACUAUAUUUUUUCUUAUGUAUAAAUAACAAUUAGUGGUCAAAGUGUAUUGGAUGAAUAGUGUCCAAAGUCAAUAUGUUACAUCUAAAAAAAACAGAGGGAGUAUUUAGUAUUAAAGUUUUUAACGUUAUCACAUGACGGUAAUACAUUCAAGUUUCUCUAAAAGUUUUAUAUUAAAAUAUGUUUUCAAAAAGAGAAAUUUUGGGUGUUACAGUAAAUAAAAUUAUGUUAAUGUUGGAGUGCUGAUGUCAGUAGUGGUAUACUAAGAGAAUCUUCAUAGCUUAACAAAAUCUGAUAAUUGUAUCUCAUUUGUUCUCGCUAACCUCUACUUAAUUUCUUUUUGCCAAUAUGAUUCCAGAAAAUAAAUUUCUUAACUAAUUUAAUAAUGUGCAGCAAAAUGUUGGGAGGUGAGUUUAUUUUUAUAUCCAGAGUGAGCUAGUUUACAGUUUGUAGUAAACUAACACAGUAAACACUUCAAGUUUGUGACAGUUAUUCUCGUGAUAGUUAGUAAAAACUACUUCAAGUACUGGCAUAUAUGCGGAAUCUGCAUGCAGAUUUAACUAGAGUUCAUUUGAAAUCAAAAUGAGUUUAAUUACUAGAAAAUAACUUGUCAUGCGAAUGUCAUUAAUUGGGUCCUCCAUUUACAUGCAAUUCUUGCCUAGAAAGUUGUUAAUUGUUUCUUCAUUGAUUUCUAUAAGAGUUAAAAACGGUGUGAGCAUUGCAUCACAUCAUUACAUCAACUCCAUUUCAUUCUCUCUUUCUCUCUCCUUGCUGCUUCUGCUUCUGCACUCUGAUCUCAACAUGGGAAGACCUCCUUGCUGUGACAAAGCAAAUGUCAAAAAGGGCCUUUGGACUCCUGAAGAAGAUGCUAAGAUACUUGCUUAUGUUUCUAACCAUGGCGUCGGCAAUUGGACUCAGGUUCCUAAGAAAGCAGGGCUCAAUAGAUGUGGGAAGAGUUGCAGGCUUAGGUGGACUAACUAUCUGAGGCCUGACCUAAAACAUGAAGAAUUCACAGAACAAGAAGAGCAGCUCAUUAUUCAGUACCAUGCAGCAAUAGGCAGCAGGUGGUCCCUGAUAGCGAAACACCUACCUGGAAGAACGGAUAACGAUGUGAAGAACUACUGGAACACCAAGCUUAAAAAGAAGCUUACUAAAAUGGGAAUUGACCCUGUCACUCAUAAACCCAUCUCAAAAUGCCUCUCUGAUUAUGAAAGCAUCAGCUGUCUCACAACCAACCACCAAAUAAGAUCUCUUGACCAAACCUUAGCCACUUCUUUCUCCUCUCACUGUCAAAUAUCAACUCAGUCUACUGCUAACAUGGGUAGACUGCCGUUGAUGGAUCAGUUCCAAGAUGUUACUUCUUUCAACUACUAUAUAUUAGAAGAUAUAUCUCCUUCAUCCUCAUCGUCCUCUUCAUCAUCUAUAUCAAAUGGGAAAUCAAGCUCACACUUGUCGGUGCCAGGAGCCUACAGUUGGGCCGAGAAAAGAAGCUCUACUGACCCUCUUUUGAAUACUGACAUCACAGAGGAGGAACAUAACUUUCUAGCAGCAGAUUCACCUCCUCAAAUCCUGGAGAAAACAUCACAAUUCGAGCUCACUGGGGUAAAACACUCGAGCAGUAAGAUGUCAGAUGACAAGUUGGGCAUGUCAGACUGUGACAGUGCAGCUAAGAAUGCUGAAACAAGCAGCUACGUCAAUGAGCCUUCAUCAGUAAACUCUUUUGUUAAGGCUCUUUUGGAUCGUGAUAGCGAGAUACAGUUAGAUUUUCCAGCUUUUAAUGAAAUCUUAGAUUACUAAACCUUAACAUGUUCAAACAGCUUGGAAAAGGA